Messenger RNA from Linum tenue, 691 nucleotides. Lineage: Eukaryota; Viridiplantae; Streptophyta; Magnoliopsida; Malpighiales; Linaceae. The record is from the annotation of a GenBank genome assembly.
GCAAAAUCUCAUAUAGUCAUAUUCUUUCCGGAACUCUCAUCUCCGUUUCCCGUUCUGGAAAGAAUGGAGAAGUUCAACCCCUCCCGCCUCCCACAGCCCACAACCAAAGGCCCAUCGCAAAGAGUAAGCAAGCGAGUCAUUCCGAGGCUGGACCAGGCGGCGACGGAGUCCGGGAGUGGCGGCAGGAAGGUGGAGAGGUUCUCGCACUACGUGGAGAGGCAUCUAGGAUUCUUAGAUCCGAGCAAGUGUCGGCAACUGUGCAGAGGCUUGAUUGAUCGAAUUCGCAGUACAUUCUGCCCGAAGAAUCGCAGAGGUCGCACUUCUUCAUUGUUCCCCCUUGUGAUUUACUCUAAGAUUCGCCUGCUCUGUUUUGCUUUUAAUUAAGCGGAAAAAGGAAAGUUUAGAAGAGAGCAGACUACUCCCCUGCAGCGGGUGAUGAACGGUCAAUUCGCCUGCUCUGUAUUUCUUCCGUUGCUCAGGUGAUGAACGGUCAAUCGGAUUAGAGGCCGAAGCUCAAAAGCUUUGUAAUAGCCACCGCCCACCACCAGAUAGACGCCAGUCUCCCUGUAGCUGUAUUUUCUCGCAUAGAAUGAGAUAGGGGUUGUUUGUUUUGUCAAUUUUGUAUUAGGUUUGUUAAGGUUACUUAAGUAAUUUUACACUUUUAAGUUAGGGCGAUAAAAUAAAUUAGGGC